GAAGGUGGCAGUCCAGUGUUACUAGCAGAAAAGAGAGAUGGAUCUCACACUUAGUGUCGUUGUAAGCUCUCUCCUCCUCCUUUUUAUCCUGGCCGUCGUGAUAAUCAGCUACAAAUCCAGAGUGACUUCUCCACCAGGGCCAUGGGGAUUGCCCUUGAUUGGCCACCUCCACUUGCUAGCGAGAAUGCCCCUCCACCGAGCGCUGCAAUCCAUGUCACAAAAGCACGGCCCCAUUGUGUCCUUGAGCCUGGGAAUGAGGCCAGCGAUUCUCAUAUCAGCGCCAGCUCUGGCAAGAGAGCUCUUUACCUCGCAGGAUGUGAAUUUUCCAUCCAAGCCAUAUACGAGUGUCUCAGAGCACAUAGACUACAACUUUAGAAGCAUCGGGACUGCCCCUUAUGGCGAGUACUACAGCAGCAUCCGGAAGCUGUGCCUGACGGAGCUCUUCACCGCCAGGAAUAUCGAUUCGUUUUCAUGGAUUCGAAGAGAAGAGCUCUCGCAUCUUUUGAGUGCAAUUCUCAGCAGGGCCAGCCAUGGGCAGGCGCUGGAUUUGAGGAAGACCCUGUCGGUGUUCUCAUUCAACAGCAUAACCGGCGCCCUCAUGAGCAAACGGUACCUCAGCCACGAGCAUACCGGUGCGGCUAGCUCAAAGGAGGCCAUGGAGUUCAAGAAUUGGUUAAUCGAAGUGUUGCAGCGUGUUAUGGAGCCCUGUUUGAGCAACUUCGUGCCUUGGUACUUGAGAUGGCUUGACUGGAAGACUCCUGGAUUGAGACGCCUUCAUGCAAAGGUGGAUAAGUUCUUGCAAAUGGUUGUGGAAGAACACAAGAAGAGCACCCGAGAGCAGAAGGACUUCCUUGACAUCCUGCUCAAGGCUUUCGGAGAGGAGGAAGCUUAUGCAAAAGCUAAUCUGUUGGACUUGAUGGUGGCAGGAACUGAAACUUCCGUCACUGGGACCGAGUGGCUUAUGGCAGCAGUGAUCCAGGAGCCCCGGAUCCUGAAAAAAGCCCAGCAAGAGCUUCACGAUGCCGUGGGCAACAGGCGGAUGGUGCAAGAAUCAGACCUCUCCAAGCUCGGCUACCUCGACGCCAUCAUCAAGGAGUCACUCAGGCGCUACCCAAUAGUCCCGAUCUACAUCCGCGAGUGCCAAGGCCAAGCGUCAAAACUCGGGGGCUACGACGUCCCAAAAGGAACCAUCGUGAUCGUCAACUCGUGGGCGCUGGGAAUGGACCCCGUGGUGUGGGAGAAUCCCACACAAUUCUUGCCGGAACGCUUCCUUGCGAGGUCCAUCGACAUCAAAGGCCAGGACUUUGAACUCCUUCCAUUUGGAUCUGGGCGGAGGAGAUGCCCAGGGAUGCCCUUGGGCCUAAGAACCAUGAAGCUGCUCGUGGCAAAUCUCAUACAUGGCUUUGACUGGAGUGUGGAGCCUGGGAAGAUCCAAUCCAUGGAGGAUUGCUUCAAAUCUACUUGCAUCAUGAAGCAUCCAUUGCAGCUAGUGGUUACUCCAAGGCUGCCGAAAGAUGCCUACACUACCCAAAUACAUGAUUUCUUCAUAUAAUAAGUUUUAAUCUAGUAGUAUAUUAAUAUUAGUGUAGUGGAAUUUUGGUAACUAAUAUUAGUGUAAUAAAUUUUAGUAAUUGUUAGAUUGAUUUGAACCUGCAUAUAAGCUAAGG
Messenger RNA from Selaginella moellendorffii, 1667 nucleotides. Its product is annotated as cytochrome P450 71A1. Gene Ontology annotation, molecular function: heme binding; monooxygenase activity; iron ion binding. The transcript is spliced from 2 exons. The record is from RefSeq and is a predicted model, not a curated record. The coding region runs from base 38 to 1552 and encodes 504 amino acids. Lineage: Eukaryota; Viridiplantae; Streptophyta; Lycopodiopsida; Selaginellales; Selaginellaceae.